CUUUUGUCACACCAUAUCCUCCUUCCCGGGCACUGUUUUCAUACUGGGAAAUCCCAAAUUCCCGGACAGCGGAAAACGACAGCGUAGCAGUAAGCAUUAUCAACUCUAUGCUCUAUCAUUGGCUGCUCCUCUCGUCUCCUCCCCAACACUGCUCCCCGCUCCAUCUCCUCAAUUAUAAACCAGGCCAUGUGGUGGUCGAUGAGCAAAUAUCUGAACAGAACGGAAGCAAUGUUCCAGCAGCGGCGCCGUCGGAUCGGCGAAUACUGGCGGUGCCUUUACAACGUUUCCGUUUCCGAACCUUCGACUUCUCAGACUUCAUUUGGCUCAUCGUGAAGUAAUUGUUAUUGAUUUUAUCCUUUUUUUCUUUUUGUAGUGUAAUUCAUUCUUCUUUUUUAUGAAUUAGAUUACGCAAAUAGCUCAUACUCGUUUGGGAAAAUCAGGAUGGGGUUGCACUCAAUGGACAUUGACAAGAUAUUAUUAUGCUGCUUAGUUGUGAUAAACAUCAUCGGAAUUCCAGUCCAGGAAUAAGUUCAAUUUGUCUGAAACUAAGAAAAUCAGAAAGCAGAAAGAGGAGAGGGGAGAAGAAGAGGUAGAGAAGCGCGAACGGUUUACUGUUGCGAUACAGUCUCAAAUCAACAAAUUGUUUGGAUCUGUUAGACUUUACAAGGAGUUAAAAGACUUGGAACACUUACUUCUAGGACAAGAAACACGACUUUAGAACAGGAACCUAGUACUGGACAGACAAACUUUAUGGUAAUUAUGAACUAGAUUUCAGAGAUGCAUCAAUAUUUUUAUGGAUGGUAUACAAUUGUUUACCACCCAAAAAGGGCUUUAUACAUAUGCGGAGUUCAGGUCUUGAUAUUCAGUUAACCUCUCAAACCCAAAAUUUAGGUGUAUGCAUCCAGGUCUCUUAAUUGGUAGAGUAAGAUACUGUCCAAAUUCAAUGAAAAUUCAAAAAAUGAUUUUAUAUCCAAACCCUACUCGGGCCGUAAAAGUGUCAAUGGGUAGAGUAAGAUCCUGCCCAAACUCAUUACAUAAUUUAGAGACACAGGCCCAAACUCAAUGUAUAUACCAUUGACGGUGAAUCCAAAUGCAAUUUUAGUUUGUUUUGUAUGUGUGUACACUGAAUCGGGUGGGAAGUUGCGGGUUGGGGGAUGAGUUGAUGAAACAGGAUCAUGGCGAGAAAGAAAAUCAUCUGUAACUUUUUCUAGUCAUAAGCCUGAAAAGCCGUUUUGGUUGGAUGAAAAGGAAUCCUCUGCAUAUUUACUUUUGUUUGGAAUUGAAGCUGAACAGAUUGGAGGGUUAUCAUGUCCUCGUGGGUUCCUUAUCAACACAGAAGAUAGAGACUUAAUAAAAGAGAAUCCGUCUGUUUCAAGCAAACAAUUCAAAUCAUAUUCUUAUACCAUUUAACGGGAGUGAAAGCUUUUGUUUUUUCCACAAAGAUGGUUUGGUGCCCACAUCCGCAUAAACCAUGGAAGAGAAACCGAGUUAGGUUAAUGCUUUCUGAAACAUCUCUUCUUCCAGAGGUGGGUGCCUAAGGAAUAAAGGUUGCAACUUGUCUUAACUCUGCUUUCACUUUGCACAUUCUGGUGGAAUUGCUACGAUGAUGGAGACCCACGAUAACGAUUGCGGUCUGCUUAUCUAAAGGUCGCAUACAAUGGAGGGACAUCAACUGCAACAUCAGGCUGCCUGCAUGAGGAAAGCCCUUUUUGAUCAGGGAUAUCUUGAUGACCAAUUCCUACAGUUGGAGGAUUUGGAGGAUGAAGCCAACCCUAAUUUUGUGGAAGAGGUGGUUAAGCUAUAUUACAGUGACUCGGCUCGAUUUAUCCGAAACAUAGAACUGACACUGGAUAAAAAUCCUUUUGACUUUGAGAAACUGGACGAUAUUAUGCAUCAGUUCAAGGGCAGCAGCUCAAGCAUUGGCGCCAAGAAGCUCAAAACGGAAUGCACACAAUUUCAAGAAUACUGCAAAAUUGGGAACUUUGAGGGGUGCAUGAGGACAUUCCAAGAGGUAAAACAAGAGCAUGCAGUCCUGAAAAAGAAGCUCGAGAGUUAUUUUCAGGUCUUCCUCCUAGUGCAUGUGUACAACUGCGUGUAUGUCUGUGUAGACGUACAUUUUGUAACCAAUUAAUUGUUGUUUUCUUGUUGCAAUUUCAGCUAGCAAGACAAGCUCGUUAGUUCACCAACGGGCAAGGAGUAAAUAAAGAUUAUGAUGCCAAAUAAGUGAAUGUAACAGUUUAGAAUCAAGUAGCUUUUGACUCAAUGCAUGCCAGUGACCAUUUACAUG
Messenger RNA from Sesamum indicum (sesame), 2287 nucleotides. The record is from RefSeq and is a predicted model, not a curated record. Lineage: Eukaryota; Viridiplantae; Streptophyta; Magnoliopsida; Lamiales; Pedaliaceae.